Messenger RNA from Nanorana parkeri, 2849 nucleotides. RefSeq names its product contactin associated protein-like 2 (gene CNTNAP2). The transcript is spliced from 12 exons. Bases 1 to 2010 code for a protein of 669 amino acids. NCBI's taxonomy places the organism in Eukaryota, Metazoa, Chordata, Amphibia, Anura, Dicroglossidae. The record is from RefSeq and is a predicted model, not a curated record.
AUGAAGUAUCAGCACAGGUUCUCUCCCUUUUCCACUCUUGAAACAAUAAAAAAGUUUCUGAAGUUAAGCCUUAACAAUGUACACGCAUUACAUAUAAUAAUCUUUCAUCUCAUCUCUUCUAUUACAGAAGGAAGUCCAUACACAUGGUGGAUUGGCAAAGGCAACGAGAAGCACUACUACUGGGGAGAUUCUGGACCUGGAAUUCAGAAGUGUUCAUGUGGAAUUGAUAGAAACUGCACUGACAGUAAAUUCUUCUGCAAUUGUGAUGCUGACCAGAGGCAAUGGAGGAAGGAUGAUGGUAUCUUAUCCUAUAAGGAUCACCUGCCAGUCACACAAGUUAUUGUUGGUGAUACAUAUCGUUCUUCAUCAGAGGCAAAGCUGACUGUCGAUCCCCUGCGAUGUUAUGGAGACAAAAACUACUGGAAUGCAGUGUCCUUCAUCGCACCAAACUCUUUCCUUCAUUUCUCUACAUUCCAAGGAGAAACCAGCGCCGAUAUCUCUUUUUACUUUAAGACGUCUGCCCCAGAUGGAGUAUUUGUAGAAAACAGAGGAAGCACAGACUUUAUAAAAAUAGAACUCAAGUCCAACACCGAAGUCUCGUUUUCAUUUGAUGUUGGAAAUGGCCCCGUGGAGCUUAUUGUUACCUCUCCCACUCCGCUGAAUGAUGACCAGUGGCAUCGGGUCAGAGCAGAGAGAAAUGUGAAAGAAGCCAGAUUACAGGUCGAUCAGCACCAACCACAGAUUCGGAAAGCGCCCACUCACGGUCACACGCGACUUGAGCUCACCAGCCAGUUCUAUGUUGGUGCUGCUGGAGACCAGAAAGGAUUUUUGGGAUGCAUCCGUGCAUUGAGAGUAAAUGGCGUUCCCUUAGACUUGGAAGAAAGAGCAAAGGCAACACAAGGUGUAAAGCCUGGUUGUUCAGGACACUGCACAAGUUAUAAGAAUCUCUGCAAAAAUGGGGGCACAUGUAAUGAACUGUACAAGGGCUACACAUGCGACUGUUCAAGAACUGCAUAUGAUGGGAACAACUGUAUCAACGCUGUUGGAGGGUACUUUGAAGAAGGCACAUGGCUGAGAUAUAAUUUCCAUACAGCUUCUACUUCAGCAGUGGUCAGCCCAAAAGAUAUGUCUAAUAUUCCACAGACUACGGCUUCCGAGAAUUCCUUAACAAAAGAAGAGCUGCUUUUUAGCUUCAGUACCAGCAAAGUACCAUGUAUCCUCGUGUACGUCAGUUCCUAUUCUCAGGAUUAUAUGGCUGUGCUCCUAAAGCCACCAGGUGUCUUACAAAUUCGGUAUAAUUUAGGUGGCACCAAAGAGCCAUAUAUUAUAGAUAUCAGUGACCACAAGAAUAUGGCGAAUGGCCAACCACACAAUGUCAAUAUAACAAGGAUUGGGAGGAGCAUCAUCUUCCAGCUCGAUCAUUACCCACCAGCCACAUACAACCUUCCUGCUUCUUCUGAGACUCGGUUUAAUAGGCCAAAGGCCCUUUUCCUUGGGAGAGUGUUGGAGACUGGCACGAUAGACCAGGAGAUCCAAUCAUACAAUACCCCAGGCUUCAGCGGAUGCCUUUCUAGAGUUCAGUUCAACCUUAUCGCUCCACUGAAGUUAGCCUUAAGAUCGAGGAAUAAUUCCCAGGUGCAAGUCGUGGGAGAACUAGUGGAAUCGAACUGUGGUGCAUCCCCGCUUACUAUUCCACAAAUGGAAUCGGUUAAUAAUCCUUGGCACAUAAACCCAGAGACUGCCAACUUCCCGAACAACGAAGGACAAGCCAUUAAAGAUGGUGUGAACAGAAACUCUGCAAUCAUUGGAGGUAUCAUCGCAGUGGUGAUUUUCACUAUACUCUGCACCCUGGUGUUCCUGAUACGCUACAUGUUUCGCCAUAAGGGGACCUACCACACCAAUGAAGCUAAGGGAGCUGAAUCUGCAGACAAUGCUGAUGCCGCCAUCAUCAACAAUGACCCCAACUUUACUGAGACCAUCGACGAGAGCAAAAAGGAAUGGCUAAUCUAAACCUGGUGAAAUUGGCGUCAAAGGAAUGGGUUCUGGUGUGUUGAGAGGGACUACGUCUUGUCAGUGCUCGGCUCCAGACUUCUCCUCACAAGAUCAGUACAGCCAGGCCCCCCCCCAUGAAGGGCCAAACACUACACUGACAAAAAUUGCAUAAACUUUGAUGAAAGCAUUUGAAAUUUAUUUUUAUUUUUGUUUAUGUUUAUGUUUGGUUUUGCUCCUUCUCUAUUCCCCUGUCCAAAACAAAAAAUAUGAGCUUUUAGCGUUUCAGCCUUGGUUUGGAUCUGUCAGUUAUAUCUGUAUUUUUCUGUGUAUGUUUAGAGGCAAUCUAAAUACUGAACAAAUGAAAAGGAUCAGUUGUAUAAUGUUUUAUAAGCCCUUGAAAUAUUAAUUUAAAGAAGCCAACAUAUAUUAUAUACACAACCUGUUAUAUAUAAAACUGUGUAAGCGUUUAUAUAUAAUCUCACACACAAACCAUGUCAUUGUCCUAAAAUUCAUCUACUUCCUUUGCCCUAUAUAUAUCAGAAAUACAUACAUUGCAUGCAUAGGCACUGCGGUAACUUAAAUGGUUUAGGUCGGAGCAUUACCAUGCCAAUAAAGAAUGUAUUUGCCAUUUUUUUUUAGAAGUUGUUGCUAUAUUCUAAUACAUUUAAGGAUAGACAACCUGUGCCACUAGUGUACAGACCAUAGUUGGAACUAGAGGUCAGCCAUAAGUUGCCUAACCCUAAAAAUGGGGACUAUGCACUAAGGUAUUCUUGGUGUAGUGAAAUCAAAAUGUUUGAAUGGUACACAUUGCAAAAGAAAAAAAAAUAUUAUGAAAUAUAUUGCACCUUUUUCUGGUA